GGUACCCAUUUUUGCGUUUUCAAAUUCAGCGCCUGACUGUAACACCGACAAUUCUCGCUUUUACCGACCGAGGCAAGGCCACUUCCUUUUAUAUGGCGGACAUUGUGUUCGCUUGAUGUGCGAGACAAGUGAAAAGUAGAAUUAAGUUUUACAAAAAAUGUCGCUGGCCGCCGCGCGCCCCUUAGUGAGCGUGUACAAUGAGAAAUCCGAGGAGGUGAAGGGCGAGACCGUGGUCUUGCCGGCCGUCUUCAAGGCCCCCAUUAGGCCCGAUGUCGUCAACUUCGUGCACCAACAGCUCUCCAUGAACCAUCGCCAGGCCUACUGCGUUAGUGACAAAGCCGGCCACCAGACCUCUGCCGAGUCCUGGGGCACUGGCCGUGCCGUGGCGCGUAUUCCCCGUGUCCGGGGCGGCGGCACCCACCGCUCGGGACAGGGUGCGUUCGGGAACAUGUGUCGCGGGGGGCGCAUGUUCGCACCGACCAAACCAUGGCGUCGCUGGCACAGACGCGUCAAUGUUAACCAACGUCGGUAUGCUCUGGCUUCGGCUGUGGCCGCCAGUGGGGUCCCAGCUUUGGUCAUGAGCAAGGGGCAUGUCAUCGAUCAGGUGCCAGAGCUGCCGCUGGUGGUCUCCGAUAAGGUCCAAGAGAUGAACAAGACCAAGCAAGCCGUGCAGUUUCUGAGACGCAUCAAGGCCUGGGCUGAUAUCCAAAAGGUCUACAAGAGCCAGCGCUUCCGUGCUGGAAAGGGUAAAAUGCGCAACAGGCGCCGCAUCCAACGCCGAGGCCCUUUGGUGGUUUACCACAAGGAUCAGGGCUUGCGCCGCGCCUUCCGUAACAUCCCCGGAAUUGACUUAAUCAGCGUUGAAAAGCUCAACCUUUUGAAACUGGCUCCGGGUGGUCACGUUGGCCGUUUCGUCAUCUGGACCGAGUCGGCCUUCCAGAGACUGGACAAACUCUUCGGAAGCUGGAAAACUCCAUCAGCUGAGAAGAAGGGCUACAACUUGCCCCAACCCAAAAUGGCUAAUACCGAUCUGGCUCGUUUGUUGAAGGCUGAUGAAAUCAAGAAAGUUUUGCGUGUGCCACAGAAGAAGGUUGUACGUCGCGUGCGUCGUUUCAACCCGUUGGCCAACACUGGGGCUAUGUUGCGUCUCAAUCCUUACGCUGCAGUAUUGAAACGCCAAGCGAUUUUGUCAUCUCAAAAGCGUCAAGCUAGUAGGGAUGAAAUUUUGGCCAAGAAAAGGAAAAUAACUCUUCCGGAUACGUCACGUGUGGUCAGAUCCGCCAAAUUGCAAGCUAAAAGAAGAGAAGCUAUUCUAAAGGCCAAAUCUGGCAAAACGAAGAAAGCAACAAAGAAAGCUCCCGCUAAAAAAUAAAGAGAUUAGGAUAGUUCUUGUAUAAUUUUAUAUUGGGACUACCAUAAUCUUGGUUUAUUUGUAAUUAAAAAUAAAAAAGUUGUGGAUUA
Tribolium castaneum (red flour beetle) is the source of this 1461-nucleotide messenger RNA. RefSeq names its product Ribosomal protein L4 (gene RpL4). Gene Ontology annotation, cellular component: cytosolic large ribosomal subunit; ribosome. The record is from RefSeq and is a predicted model, not a curated record. Gene Ontology annotation, biological process: translation. Gene Ontology annotation, molecular function: structural constituent of ribosome; RNA binding. Lineage: Eukaryota; Metazoa; Arthropoda; Insecta; Coleoptera; Tenebrionidae. The transcript is spliced from 5 exons. Bases 158 to 1372 code for a protein of 404 amino acids.